This is a messenger RNA of Pseudozyma hubeiensis SY62, 2328 nucleotides long. RefSeq lists its product as hypothetical. The record is from RefSeq and is a predicted model, not a curated record. Gene Ontology annotation, biological process: cell division. Bases 1 to 2328 code for a protein of 775 amino acids. Gene Ontology annotation, molecular function: protein binding. The transcript has a single exon. Lineage: Eukaryota; Fungi; Basidiomycota; Ustilaginomycetes; Ustilaginales; Ustilaginaceae. Gene Ontology annotation, cellular component: anaphase-promoting complex.
AUGGGAGACCCUUUCUCUUGCGGCGGAGGAAAGAAAAAUGUCGAGAGCGCGUCGAGAACAACACCAAAACGUCGAGAGGAGGCUAUCGAGCGUUUCAACUUUGCGACCUGUUCAUCAUCUCUCAACAAACGCGCCAUCAUCCCAACUCCCCGAACGCGGGUCCUUGUGCUCUGCUCGGCGUGUCAAAUGACCAUGUCGGAAUCGACCGUCUUCGAUGCCGACUAUCCUUUUCCUGACCUCGACCCGGCUCGAGCACGCGAGUCACUCCGCUUCGCGGCCCUCGAACUGUCCGAACGAGGGCUAGCCUCGUCAUCCAGAUGGACGCUCGAGCUGCUUCAGUCGGUGCCUUACACCGGUUCUUCUAAUGCAGAUCCGUUCCUCUCACGACAGGUUUCAUCCGAUGAUUCGGCGGUGGCCGCAUCGACACCUGCGGCGAAGCGUCGCUCACAGGCAAAGUCGCUGAUCCCGGAGCACUCGACGCCUGCGUUCGGCAUGCAUCAGCGCAUGUCCGUCGAGCCAGGCACAGAAGAUGCAUCAACACGCGAGGCCUCGGGAAGGUUUGCACCCGGCGCAUUUGCCUCCUCACCUCUUGCGAACAAUCGCCUCGCUCACGUUGCAUCGCCGAGAGGCGACCCGGACAGCUCGCUCAUCACGGUCGACAGCGAGGACGACGCAGCUCCCGGGUCUGCUCACGUCCAUUGGCAAUCCAACUCUAACUCUGUUGACUGUUCUCCCGGCGCGUCUCAAGUCCGAUUCGGGGGCUCGUCAUACGCCGGAUCGUCCCUACUCGAGGAGGAAACGUACUUGCUGGCGAAAAGCCAUUUCGACCAGCACCAACUCGAACGAUGCAUCUGGGUGCUCGAAAGCGGCAAGAGCAGCUCGGAAAAGGCACGCUUCUUGCGUCUGUACGCUCGCUUGCUCAUGUCCGAACGCAAGCUCGACGAACACGGCAUGAUCAUCCCCAAGCCCAACAGCACGCUACCAGCUACCUCGCCAAGCUUGAUCCCGAUCCUCAAAGAACUCGUCGACGCAUCCGAACCGUUCCUUUUGUUUUUGAAAGGUGCCAUCCUGCGCAAACUCAAUCGACCGAUCGAAGCGAUGGACUGUUUGAUCCGCUCGGUGCAGGGCUUUGCGUACAACUGGGCGGCGUGGCAAGAGCUGGCCAUGACACUGGAACCAGGCGAGGCGGAUCAGAUGGCCGACUUGCUUCCCGAGUCGUUCAUGGUCAGCUUCUUUCGCGAGUUCCUCGACCGUCACUCAGCGCAAGAAGGCGAUGUCACCAUCACGCGCAUCGACCGUCUGCUGGAGUCGUUCCCGCGUUCGGCGUAUCUGCUCACCUGCCGCGCGCAGACCAACGUACAUCGUCUCGACUACAUCGAAGCCGAGCAGGACUUCCAGGAGGCAUGGUCGAUCGAUCCGUAUCGAAUCGACGGGCUGGCCGACUACUCGAACGCCCUCUACCUACUCAACCGCACCGCCGAGCUAGCCCACCUUGCGCACAAGUUCAGCUCCUUCGCCAAGGACAGGCCAGAGGUGUGCUGUCUGGUGGGCAACUACUACAACCAGCGCAGCGAUCACCACCGUGCCAUCGAGGCCUUCCGACACGCGCUUCGACUCGACUCCGGGUGCGUGCCCGCCUGGAUCUUGCUCGGUCACGAGUACAUCGAGCUGAAGAACAGCCACGCGGCGGCAGAGAUGUACCGAAGAGCACUCAAGAUCAACCCGCGCGAGUACCGUGCGCUCUACGGUCUUGGGCAGGUGUACGAGCUCAACGGUGCGUACACGUACGCGGUCAACUACUUUCAAAAGUGUGCGGCGAUCCGUCCGUACGAUGGACGAAUGUGGUCGAGCAUGGGUAUCUGCUACGACCACCUCGGUCGGUCGCAGGACGCCAUCUCGUGCUUCAAACGCUACCUCGCUUGCCGACUCAACCAAGGCGAUACGGUGAUGGGCCUGACGAGGAUCAUCGAGGUGUACGAGAAGGAGCGCGAUUUCGAAGCGGCGGCCUGCUACCACCGACGCCUCGUCCAGGUCGUGGAUCGGGCGCUGGCGGGUGCCGAGUCGAACGUCGUAGCGCGCUACGCCCGUUCGUACAUCAUCGCAGCGAGGUGGGAGAUGGGAGAGAUCGGCGCAAGGGCCGCGCAGCAGCGUGCAGGAGGUGCCGCCGACGAGAUGGAGCAGGAUGGCGAAGGCGCCACCGCUGCCGCUACCAAAGUGGGCAAUCUGGCUGUGGCUAAUGACUACCUGCAAAAAGUGAUUGCAGCCGGGACCGAGAUGACCGAUAGCGCCGAGAUCCUGCUCAAGCGUCUUGCCUUCCUACGGGAUUGA